AUGAAGGGUGAGAAGAUUGGUGCAAAAAAUCUCUACAAAUUGAAAGUAAGCAAUUUGAUUGGAAAAAUGCAAGUAGAAACAAAAGUACCAAAAGAACUGGUUGCCAAUUUGGUCAUUUUGCAGACUUUGAAGCUGUCAGUUUUUGCACCUAGAGAACAAUCAGUUUACAGGAUCUCUUUCAAAUGUGAUCUUGAGAAUCUCUCAGCUUGCUGUAUUGGAUAUCAACAACAACAACAUCUCUGGUGGUAUUACUACUUGGAUGGGCAACAUGAUACAUUUGAGGACACUUACAAUGAGAAACAAUCAAUUGGUUUUUAUUUGCAAGGGAACAAAUUCAUAGGUUCAAUACUAGAAUCUAUACUCAACUCUUCAACACUGUCAAUCUUGGACACCAGAGACAAUAAUUUGUCUGGCAAGAUUCCUGAUUCAAUAACUUCACUUCCCAAUUUACAAGUUCUUUUGCUGAAAGGAAAUCAUCUUAGUGCAUAUUUUAAGCAUACAUAUUAUGCCUAUGGAAGCAUCCUGCUAGGUCAGUACGCAGUUUAUGAUCCAAAUGAUGGUUUUAAAUAUGAAAAUGAUGCCACUGACUUCCUCACUAAAAGCAAGUCUCGAUCUUAUGAAGUUGAAAUUCCACAUGAACUAGGAAAACUGUGUCAGAUUUAUGCACUAAACUUGUCUCACAAUCAAUUGGCAAGCUCCAUCCCAAGAACUUUAUCGAACCUGAGGCAAGUAGAGAGCUUGGAUCUUUUUUAUAAUGACUUAACUGGAGAAAUCCCACCAGAACUCACAGAUCUACACUUCCUGAAGUUCUUCAACGUGGCUUACAACAACUUAUCAGGUACGGUCCCAGCCAUCAAGCCACAAUUUGGAACAUUUGAUAAAAGCAGCUACGAAGGAAAUCCGUUUCUUUGUGGACUACCGUUAGUUAAAAGCUGCGGAGCUUAUGUUGCACCACAAAACUUGCAAGCAUCUUCUUCAGAUGAAGAUGAAAGGAAUUGA
Molecule: messenger RNA, 999 nt
Organism: Hevea brasiliensis (rubber tree)
Lineage: Eukaryota; Viridiplantae; Streptophyta; Magnoliopsida; Malpighiales; Euphorbiaceae
Product: cuscuta receptor 1-like
Exons: 5
Coding region: 1-999 (332 amino acids)
Molecular function (GO): protein binding
Source: RefSeq, a predicted model, not a curated record